CGGAGGAGAACAAAGAAAUCAGAGUCUAUUUAAAGAGAAGUCGCCUCGGAUCCCGCAGCCGUGUGCACCUCUCCGCUCUCUGCUGCGUCCAGACCUGCCUCCCUUUGCGCGCCUCCAGCUCCGGACGGACGGCGGCCAGGAUGCGGACUUCUCUGGCUCUCUGCUGCUGCCUGGUCGCGCUGCAGUGCUUCCACAGCUCCAUGUGUGCUCCGGUGCGAGGAUCCAGCAGGUACAAAGUGGCACCGGUCUCUGAAAAGUUCCCGGACCUGAAGAAGAGAGGAAAAGUUUCUCACGCUCAGGAUUUGGUCAAGGAGGCGAGUACGUCGACCAACCACUCUAACACGUGGAACCGACCUCGGUGCGGCGUACCGGACUUCCCCACCCAGAAGGAGGUGCACUACCGGGGGCGACACCGCCAGAGACGCUUCGUCCUGCACGGAGGACGUAUGGACAAAACGGACCUCACCUACAGGAUCUACCGGUUUCCCUGGCAGAUGGGCGAGCAGAAGGUUCGGCGAGUCUUCAGGGAGGCGCUGAAGAUCUGGAGUGACGUCACGCCGCUCACCUUCACCGAGAUCCACAGCGGGAAGGCCGACAUCCGCAUCAACUUCGCCAGCUACUGGCACGGAGACAACCUGCCCUUCGACGGCCCGGGUGGGAUCCUCGCUCACGCCUUCUUCCCCAAAACGCACCGACAAGGCGACGUUCACUUCGACUACGACGAGUCCUGGACCCUCGGAAACCACAUGGGUACAGACCUUCUCCAGGUUGCCGCCCAUGAGUUCGGGCAUGUCCUGGGCCUGCAGCACUCCCGUGAGCGGGGAGCCAUCAUGUCCGCAUAUUAUUCCUUUUCCUACCCGCUGAGGCUGAGCGAGGACGACAAGCGAGGCAUCCAGUACCUGUACGGAGCUCGUCCGCGAGUCCUGCCCUCGCCGCCGCCACCAGCGCCGCCACCUUCAAACCCAGAGACCAACGAGAUCAUCACUAGUCCCGACGCCUGCCAGACGGACUUUGAUGCCGUGUCUAUGAUCCGAGGGGAGCUGUUCUUCUUCAAGGCGGGCUACGUUUGGAGGAUCAGGGACGGGCAUCUGGAGAGCGGCUACCCGGCGCUGGCGUCCCGUCACUGGAGGGGGAUUCCCGACAACAUCGACGCCGCCUUUGAAGACAAGUCAGGGAAUAUUUGGUUCUUUCAAGGUGCGAACUACUGGGUGUUCGACGCUGAGAUGCAGAUCAGAGGUCCGGAGUCCAUCAGGAAAUUGGGUCUGUCUGUGUCGGGGAUCCAGGCAGCGCUGCGCUGGGGCCACGACUCCAACUACUACACCUACUUCUUCAAGUCAGGCAGCUACUGGAGGUUCAGCCCCUAUCAGAACCAGGUCGAGUCGGUCUACCCUCGCAGUAUGCAGGACUGGAGCGGCAUCCCCAACGACGUGGACGCUGCCUUCAGGGACAGCUACGGCUACGCUCACUUUAUCCGAGGACGACAGUACUGGAAGUUCGACCCCGUUGGCAUGAACUCUUUGGAGGGCUACCCUCGCUUCAUCGGCAUGGAUUUCUUCGGCUGUAGAAGCGUUUGAGUCUUCACCUGUCGGAUAAUCAGAUUUUUUUUUCUUUGACAAUGAAGAGGAGUUUUUGGAACAAAAGACGUUUUAAUCAUUUUCGGAUUCAAGAGGAUGAGACUUUUAAAUCUGUUUAUGCUUCACUCCAUUUAUUGAUACUCAGAUCAAUUACACCUUCUCAGGAAAAACCAAGUUAUGGUCCCUCAGACUUGGCACCUCCUGUGCAGCUACGCUCAUAUUUAUUUUGCACAUUUUUGUCACCGUAAGGCUGAGAUCUGGGCCCUGUGUUAAUGCUGUGUUGAUGCUGAUGUGAACAGCGUCUCUCUCCUUUCUUUGAGCCUGAAAGAGAGAUUUUGGUUCACAGGCAGAACCGAUGUAGACUGUCUUACUCUCUGUAGUCAGUGUUUUCCAUUUCAGCUGGUUUGUGUUUUCAUCAUGGAUGGACUCGCUGGUCCGAGAGUGUUUGAAGAGUGACAUCAAGGUAAAUCCAUAAUGGCCAGGUGUGUACGUUCACUUCUAAACAAAGAAAUGACUAAACAGUUAACAAGUUCAGCUUCUUUGAGGAUGCAACUGCACAUGAAGCUGACUUUCCUGCCAACAUGAUUCACACUUUCCACAAGUCAGACACAGAUUGACCAAUCUGCGUUUGAAGAAUUUGGGUUUUGUAGCCCUGAAUCAAAUCUCUUAGGCACUCUCCUGCUGUCUUGUGUCAACAACAGUCAAAUUUCUGCCCCAAUUUUUACAGAAUUUCCAAAAUGCGAAGAUCAUUAGGAAUAUGAUCUUUAGGAUUUGAUAUAAGUAGAUGCACCAGUUCUCCAGAUGGUUGCCAUUUAACUGUUGCAUAAGAAGAGUGAACACUGCAUAACCAUUUGCAUUUACCUCUAUUUCAUGUAUUAGUUAUUGGAGGAAGUUUCCAAUCACCUGCUUCAUAUUUUUGAUGAUGUAUUUACUUGUUUCCAUUGCACUUUACCGAUACACCAACUUCUCCACCUCAGCUAGGCGCUAAAAGACUUUGUAAUACUUGGACAUUCUGGUGCUUCCACUCUGUUUUUGGUUUUUCAUGGCACAGAUUUAAAAUAUGCAACAAUGGAACAAAGACCUGAAGAGUCCAAAAGCCCUUUCAUUGCCAAAUGAAAAGCCAACACAGCUACUACAGUUUUUUCUUACCAAUCUUGCAAUGAACAGGUGACUUUCCACUUCAGGAACUCAACACAGACAUAAAGUAGUAUCUAAGAAUGGCUCUCGAAUGGACCCUUUUGUUUUUGUUUAGGUGUAGGAUCCAACAAAUCCAACUAUGACUUUAACUCUGAAGUGUGCAAAAACAGCCUCUAAUUGUAGUUACCCGACGUAAUUCCAGUUCUAUGUAGGAAAUAGAACAUUGGAGGUUUGUUAUGUUGGUCUAGAUGGGGAUUCUACAUCGUUAAUGGUAAUAAUAGAUGAUAAAAAGACUGGAGAAGGACAUCAAGGACAGAAAAAUGCUGCUUGUUGUUCUCUCCGAGUUAAACCAAUCAUCAUUUCAUAAGUUUUUUAGGGUCAUCUAGAAGUACCUACCUUGGAGUUUGAGCUUUUUUUCCCCUCUUGAAAUACACCCAGAUAACGGUUCUAUUCUUGGAGUCAGAACAGGAACAAAGGUUUAGCCCAUCUUAAAGUUGACAGAAGGUUCCUGCAAUACAAAACCACCUCUUGAAACUCACCACAACCAAAGGUAGCAACAGACAUGCUAAUUAGCUUUGCUGUAUCGCUUUCACACAUUUCAUGUCCAAAAGAGUCUGUAAAAACUUGAUGUUUGACAGAGAUUUGUUACAGUUGAGGUAGAAAAGCCUAAACCUAACUCAGGUGUGUUUUACCGAAUAUAAAGUCCUUCUCAUGAACUGUACAGGAAAGAUGGAUGUAGCCAUCUUAGUAUCACCCAUUGGUUUGAUGAGUUUUGGUUAUUUGGUCGGUACUGUCUUGAUUUCACCUCGUCUAAAACAUACAGUCUUUUUCAUCCAUUUCCAUCUAAAUGGAACCAUAAUUUAUUAAAUGAACCCCCAGCUGUAUUGAAGGACCCUUGAAGUUAGCGAUUGAGACCAUAAACCCAUUAGAAAAAUGUUUACGGAGAUGAAAGACCAAAUGAGUUCAUCCAUCUCAGAUCAGAGUCCUUCAGCUCAACCAUCUCCAAUCUGUUUUAUUGUAAACUGUGGAUCUUUAAAAUGGUAUCUGUGGAGUUUUAGAUCAGCAUAUCAAAUACUUCACAAGAUCAUUUGCAAAAAAAUGCCUGUUGACCCACUUUCAGUAGGUUUUCCUCACAUUUAAGUUUGAUUCUGUUUGAAUGCCACCAUCUCAGGAACUAUUAAAGAUAAAAAACUGAAUUUUUCACUGUUAUUUCUCAUCAUGACUGAUUUCUCUGGUGUAUUUUGAGAACCAUUCUGAAACUGCACAUUUCUGCUCUACUUGGAUUAAACAGCCUGUUCAAUCGGUUAUGAAAGUUCAACAAAAAUAACUUUAUUUCAAUUUUAGUGACAAAAUAUUUCAAAUUUAAACUAUAUUAUUGUGACAUUUAGCUACAUGUGGUUCAGAAAAUAUCCCUAGUUGGCUUUUGUUAAAUCAGCUUCUUCAUUAAUGUCCUUAAAGAUGAGACUUUUUCAUGACCACUUGAAUUUUUUUCAUAUUUCAACUCACCAAUAAUUAUAGAUUAUUUGAUCUACUUGUCCAAUAUUAAUAUCUGUAAUAUUACAGAUUCUAAAUCAAUGUCAUGAGAAAUAACAGUGAAAAAAAUCAGGUUUCUAUCUUAAAUAGUUCCUGAGAUAUUGUUGUUCAAACUGCAAAAAAAUACUGAAAGUAGCAAAUUUUAUAAUGCUUUUAUUUUGAAAAGUAUAAAAUAUCUUAAUCUAAAACUUUACAAAUAUCUUUAUAAAUAUUUGUAUUUUUUGCUACAAAAAUCUAAGGCAAAUCAGACAUAGCUGAGUAGAUAUUGUCCUAAAUAUUUGUUUGUCUCUUAGACUUCUGCACAAUCUGGCUUUGUUUUUGAUGCAACAUCCAUCUUUUCCACACAGUUUAUGGUCCAUCCUCCAAGGUUAAUCAUGAUGAUUUUCUGCCAUUAAUGGUCAUUUUAGUGUGUUUCAAGCAUUUCAUUUAAACAGUUAAACACUUAAAUUCCCUUUAUGCACCAAUUUGUGCCUUUUCUGCUGCAAUUAACGGUGGAAAUGUGUCAAAGAAAACACAAAAAUUCAGUCAAAAUGGGUAAAUUUUCACAGUAAAACCUGUUCGACGUUUUUAAUGGGGGGAGAAAAGCACAAAUGCUCUAAAUAUUGAGAGCAUCCUCCCUGAAAUCUAUGCUGAUGGUUUCCAGUGUCGUUGGACGGAUAUAAAACAUAAAAAGCUUCAGUUUUCUGUCUCAGCUGCUGAUAACUUGACUGAUCUGUCUUUAACUUUGACGUCUAAAGAAUAACUGAGGCGGUAAAAGGUGCUUCCUGGUGUCACUCUUCUAACACGGCGCCGUGAAGCUCCUCGGUUGUUGAUUUCCACUCACCAGUUUGCAAGAGAAGCUGCAGGGCGCCCCCGAGAGCGCCUCGCCGGUCACCUCUGAUGAAGUUGAUGCUCAUCUGAACCAUGGUGCUCCGUUCUACUGACCGCUGAGGCGUUCAGGGACGCCGGCUGCUGUGGGAAUCGGCGCUUCUAAAACCCGGUCGGUCGCAAAAACGGCCUUCAGUUGUCACCAAAUUCUGCUUUCCAGGACAAAUAUAGUCAGUAAUGAUGUAGAUGAAGUAGCUGGAGGCAGCGGUGGAACAUAUUUUAAUUUUUCUACAACUUUCAGAGACAGAUAUUUCCAUAAUUUAUCUCUUCUACGUUCAUUUUCAUUGCUGUAUUUCACUUUAAUAAGCACAGAAGAAGCUUAAAAAUGCAGCAGAUCAAAGAUAAAUCCUAAAUCUUAGCAUCCAUAAACCAGGAGAUGACACAGCAUGUCAGGUUUAACACAUAAACACUGUUUUCAUUUGAAGAUUUAGUGCUCGUUUUGUUGUGGAGCUUUUUAAAUAUCAUCCUCAGUUAAUUUUUCCAGAUGUGAACAGCAUCUUUUAUUGUGUGUGUGUGUGUGUUUCUUGCAGAAAUUUCUCAACUUAUUCAAUUUAAAUGUUUUUUCAAGGCUCCAAAAGGUCAAAUUAAACAAUAUUUUACUGACAACUUAAUUAUUAUUAAAGUAUAAUUCAAUUAAAUUCCACAACCAUUAUGGAACUGUUUAAAAAUCAUCCUCAGUUAAUGUUUUUUUUUUUUUUUAAUUUAUAACUAUUCUAGCCCCAAGAAGAUAAAAUUGAACAAUAUUUGACAUAAAAUUUAAUUAUUAUUAAAUUUUAAAAAUACUUCAAGGCUCUUAAAGGUUCAAUUAAACAUUAUCUUAGAUCAAAUUUAAAUAUUAUUAAAUUGUAAAUAAAUUAAAUUCUAAGAUCAUUGUGUAACUAUUUAAAUAUGAUCUUCAAUUAAUGUUUUUUUGCUUUGUUAAAUAACUAUUCCAGACCCAAAAAGGUAAAAUUCUAAAAUAUUUUGCAUAAAAUUUAUUCAUUAUUAAAUUAUAAAUGAAUUAAAUUUUCACAUAAUUGCGGAGAUAUUUAAAUGUCAUCCACAGUUCCUUUUUUUCCAGAUGUUAAAAGCUUUUUCCCCCACAGUUAAUGUUUAUUUUUUCCUUUGUUAAGUAAAUAUUCCAGUUCCAGAAACAGAACUACACGAUGUUUUCCCAGAAGAAUGCAUGAAAUUAGUAUAAAUUUGUGCAUUACCAGUUGUUUUUAUCUUAGUUUGACUCAUUUAAAUCAUGCUUGCCGUCACUUUUUGACAUUUUAGAAGAAAUUUAAUUGGAGUUUUUAAAACUUCAGCAGCUUUAAGUCAAACAGAGUCUCCAGUAAAACGCUGCUCAUGCAUUCAUACUUCAGUACUAAUUUAAAAACAUCCUGAGAGUCGUUCAUUUUGACCCGUAAAGCACAGUUUACUGACAUUUCUGUACUGUAACUUGACCUUCACUCAUGAUAUCUUUACAUUACUUAUGGCACGUUGUCCACCGCUGCAGCUGCUGCAUUAAAGGACCGUUCUAAAUUCAUGCCGCGUCCUCGUUGGGGCCGCCUCCCCCGGGUUGAGAACCUCCGCUCCUCCUCCAGUCGUCUCCUGAACUGUGAAGGCUCGGUCCAGACUGUGGUGAGACGUUUCAGUGCAGGACGCUGACCAGUCGCUCCGGUUUUCAUCUGCGGAACAUUUCAAACUGCUUUAAGUCGUAUUUAUACACGAACCACUCGGCAGAAGCACGUCUCUGUACAUAAACGUCUCUGACCAUUAUUUUUUAAUCACCUGUAGCCUCGUGUCUUUGUACUGUGUAUUGUUUCUGUUUUUCUAAGUCACGUAUAAUAAAUUCAUAAUCUUUUUACCAAA
Messenger RNA from Acanthochromis polyacanthus (spiny chromis), 6947 nucleotides. It is a transcript of the gene mmp11a, whose product is annotated as matrix metallopeptidase 11a. The coding region runs from base 141 to 1574 and encodes 477 amino acids. Lineage: Eukaryota; Metazoa; Chordata; Actinopteri; Pomacentridae. Gene Ontology annotation, molecular function: metalloendopeptidase activity; zinc ion binding. Gene Ontology annotation, cellular component: extracellular matrix. The transcript has 8 exons. The record is from RefSeq and is a predicted model, not a curated record. Gene Ontology annotation, biological process: proteolysis; extracellular matrix organization; collagen catabolic process.